This is a messenger RNA of Cylindrotheca closterium, 810 nucleotides long. NCBI's taxonomy places the organism in Eukaryota, Bacillariophyta, Bacillariophyceae, Bacillariales, Bacillariaceae. The record is from the annotation of a GenBank genome assembly.
AUGCGUCCAUCUCGCAUCCUAAAGGUCUUAGGCCUCUUCUGCGCUGUCAGUUUCACAAACGCCCAGGACGAGCAAUCAGGUGAACCUCAAGUUCCCGACCAACCCACACCCUCUCCGGCACCCACGUGGGGAGGAUGUGUGGAUGGCAACCUAAAUCCCCUUGUCACCAUUGGUGAAAAGACAACAAUAUGUUUGGUUCUUUCCAACGGCGUCAACUGGAAUGGACAGGUUGUUGAUUACGUCCGACUGAGCUUUCAACCAAUUGCCGACGAAUUCUCCAGAUUCAUUGUUCCUGCUUCCUACACACAUUUGAUCAGUCAAAGAGGUUCCAUAUCAAAACUAGGAAACUUUGCCGACAAGGAUAUUGGCAUUCAUGUCUCAUCACAAAAUGGUGUUUCCUUCCAGAAGUUGUAUUACGACGUAGACGAGGCAAAGAUCUAUCCACAAUUGACGGCCAUUAUUGAUGUCAAGGACGGAGUGGUCGACGGAAUCACAUGGGAUGACGGCUGCAUUUUUUGCAAAGACUUGGAAUGCGGCAUCAACACGUUUGGAUUCGAUGGAGAACCAGCUGCAAUUCAAACACCUGCCGGAGGCUGCGGAAAGGACAAGUCGGUUUGCGAUGAAGGGGUUAGUAGUCAAAGUACCGAGUGCGACAUUGCCUUUCACGUGGUAUGGACUGGAACGGAUGCAGAUGGAACACCAUUCCAAUCUUCUGCCUACCGAUUCUCUGCUUUCCCACAACAGGAUUUCGUGGAUAGCUUGAAUAUUCCAACAUCGUUUUCGGAUUUGGGUAUUACUAUUGGUAAUUAA